CGCAAAUCCGAACAUUUGAAUUAGAAAAUGUCAACAAUGGAAAUAUAGAAAGAUUCUACGAAAAUGAAAGUCUGGUAAAAUAUACUCAGUUUUACACAGAUAUUUCCUACAAUGUCUGGUGUAAGCAUUUUGAGUGGUGACAGAGGGGAGGGUGUGUCUACCUUUGAGUUCUCCAUGCUAGACCAAGCUGUGCCCUACCCCUCUGCCAUGGCUGGCCUGCCGACCUCAACACCAAACCCAGGCAAAGCAAGGAGGAAAAGCAGGAGGUCCUGGUUUGAAAAUACACCCAAAGGCUUUAAAUUUGAGAUAGCUGUGGACAAGUCAGAGUUACAAGAGCCAGUGAGACGUAAAAGUGAAAACAUGGAAGUCUUGACCUUGACACACUUCACGGCUCCUCCAAGACUAGGGUUUGGCACGUUAAAACUUGGACAGGAGAGAAUGUGCACUCUCAUGUUGAGGAAUCCCCAUGACUAUGAGCAGAGUGUGAAGGUGGAAAAAGUGCCGGAGAAAAAGAACUUUACUGUAAACUGUCGCGAAGUUGUGGUUGGGCCCAAUGAUUCAUUCCCAUUAGAGAUAACCUGGGUCCCCAAGGAUGCAGGUGGAUGUCGAGAGAUGGUGUUGAUGCAGAUAGACAACAGCUAUAGGCUACAGGCAUAUGUGUUUGGUACAGUGACCGAGCCACCAAAGAAAAAGAAAACUUCAGGAAAGCGAACAGGUCUUCUAGCCUCCAAGGCAUCCAGGCCUUUCUCUGUGAUUCAAACAUCGAGUCUAGCAAACAUCGACCACGCGUACAGUCCUGAGAAGAAACCAACAAGACCUGGUUCUAGAGGUGCUCCACAUACACAAGACAGUAGAGCAAGAAAGCCCGCGGUUACAGUAGGUGUGAAAGGGGUUGGCCAAAACUCUAAGCCUGGGAGGAAAUCAGUAGGGAAAAAGUCUGAGGAAGGUCGAAGACGAUCAAGUCGAAACAGUGGUCAGUUUCGAGAAAGUGAGACUGUUGAUGACAAUGAUGAAAAUGUUGAUCCAGUUGAAGUUGAAAGGCCUGUAAAGAGAUCAUCUGGAGAAGGGCCUCAAGGUACUGUUACAAAAUCCAAACCAGGCAGCGUGGUACCUCGCAAAAAAAUGAGACGUUCCAAUACAUACUCCAAUGUCUCAGGAAACCUUGGCCUUGUGGUACCAAUUAUUCACAAUGAUCAAGUGCUGGGGCUUAAAGACACAAGUCUAAUUAAUAUUGAUGACUGUAAUAUUAGUGGUAUACAAGUGUUAGAGCAGAGUCACGACCGUUUGAAUGCUGAACCAAGCUUUUUAGAAACAACGGUGGAACCUAAAAGCAACUGCCCAAAUCCAAGUUUUAUUAAAAAGAUUGAAACAAAAUCUGACAACACUGUGGCAUAUUCUGCUCCUAAAUUGAGAUCAAAUUCAAUGGAGAAUAAACAAGAUGAGAUCAAAUUGGAUGAAAGGGAAGAUCCAAGCUUUUUGGUUCCAACCAAAAAUGUAUUGACCCAGAAGCACCUGAAUGACAGUUUGCAGGAUAGUCUUGAGAUGGAGGGUAAUCAGGAGAAUGUCAGUCCUGCUGAUGAGCCAAGCUUUCUUAAACCUGAAGUCAGGAGUCAAAACAUUCGCAGAAAGUCCUUACGAAGAAGUGGAAGGUUUGAUUCAUCAGAGGAGCCAACUGGGGUCCGUCUGCUUCGUAGUGUGAAACGUAACAGUUCUAGACCCGUGGACAAUGAUGGGCACAUUGUUAAAGCUAAAAAGCGCAGAUCAUCGUCAGAAGGCAGUGCUGUUUUAAAGCAGCUGAAGAAUUUGAAGUCAUUUAUUCAUAAUAAGAGCUUGGAGAUUGAGAGCAGCGGGAAUGAGUCUGGACUGGCCGAAAGACUCGAGUCUGAAGUAGCAAAAUGUGUAGAGAGAAGAGAGACAUUUGUUAAAACAAGAACCUCACCUAGGUUUUCUAUGCCUGCAGCUGAAAGUUUCAGAAGGGGGACUUUUGUGACGGGCUCUGAAAAGUUGAAAAUGUUGGACGAACAAGCGCCAUCCGAAGCAAGUCCUAGAAGAACUACUUUUACAGUUAUAAAAGGUGGGAAUAAGAAAUCUAACAUGGCUGGAGAAAAGAAGCUUGAAAGUAAACUUGUUGAAGAAGAUGAACAAACUGAAAAUGAUGCUUUGCAUAAGAUUGAUGAGGCCCUUAAAGCUAACGUAAAUAGUUCUGAGAAUCCUGAUGCUGAUAGAAGACCGAAAAUGGAGAGAAUGUAUUCAGCUGAUAGUUUAGAGAAUGAAGAUUCAUUGGAAGAGAAGUUUGGAUCUCCAAACAAAAUUCUGGCUGCUCCUACUGAGGAAUUUUCACGCAGGGCUACUCUGACAGUAACAAAGUCCCGCCCCUCAGAUGCCCUGCUAAACCACCACAUUCAUAAUGGUGGGGUCCAUACAUCACUGUUUAAACCAGACUGCAUCCAAGAGGAGUUGGCUGCUUCGGAUAAAACUGAUGGAAAUAGGUCAUCCCAAAACAGCACCUUUGAAGUAUCAGCCGACAAGAGCAUAUUGCUUAAAGAUGCUAACUUUCAGGCUACACCCAACCAUUUGCCUACCAGUCCCAAUCCUAACCACUCUAGGCGAUCAACGCAUGUUGUCUACCAACCAAAGGUCCUCAACCUGAGUUGUGUGGCUGGAAAACAGUUAUUUAGUGUUGAUGAUGAGCCAAGCUUUCUUCAGGCUAAUUCUGACAAAGAAAAACAUGCAGUCAUGGAGCCCAGCUUUUUGGAAGAAAAGAAAGAGAGCUGUGAAAGAAUUCCAGCAGAAAAGACACUAGAUGAGCAUGUUGAUGAUAACAUAACUCAAGAGAGCGAAUCCAAUGAGUUGGAUAAAUUAGAUAAAGUGGUGACACAAAAAGAAGAAAAACCGGAUAUAUCUGAAAAUGACCUAGCUGUUGAAAACAGUCUUCAUGUUAGCCAGCUUGGUGAUCCUAAUAUGCCAAAUGAGGAUGAUGAACAUGGUGAUGUCUUUUCGCCACCAAGUGCAAAUACAAGACGAAGAACACUGUCUGCCCGGCGUUCUGUAGGUGCUCAGUCAGUGCAUAACCUCAGUAUGGAGGAGAUCAAAGAUAAAUUCACUGCAGUGGAUAAAGCUAAUUCUGAAGUCUUUGAAUCAAAGAAAACUGCAACAGAUGCAGAGGUUGAAGCAGAAGGUGGGCUUUUUUUCAUACCAAUGAAUGAUAGCGGACCAAAACAAGAAGCACCUGCUAGAAAACCUAAUGUUAAGCCUGAUCCUAAGAGAUUCCUGAAGAAGCGCAGUAACCCCGUGGCACAAGAGGUUGAUGUGAGAACCAAGCGUGUGUGCUCAGAGUCUUCUGCACCCCUAAGGAGUUCAGUAUCAGCUAGACCAGUUCCUAAGUCUACGCUAUCGGCUACUAGGAAUGUCACUUCUACAGGCAGUUCCGGGACAUCAGGGCUUGUCUCAAAGGCUAACACAACCAGAGUGGUGUCAAGAGGGCCAAUCAAAUCUUCAGGCAAUUCUGGUGCUGGCAGACAACCAAUGAAACCAAGGCUGGCAGCCUCAAAGGGUCUGUCACAGUCAGUGCUCAUUCUGUCAAAGAAAACGAAGUCAGUCAUCCCAAAGCACCCCCUAGCUUUUGCGGCCAAGAACAUGUAUUAUGAUGAGCGUUGGAUGGAGAAACAGGAACGAGGCUUCGUUAACUGGCUCAACUUCAUCCUGACCCCCGCAGAUGAGGUUCAGGGGAGUGAUGUCAAGGUCAAAGUUGAUGCGGGCAAGCUGACUCUUGAACUGGAAAAGGGGCGUGGCAAGCUGGCUCCAACCAAUGAGAUAUUGUCGUUUCGAACAUACUCUGCCCAUCGCAAGCUAAACAGACUUCGCAAGUCAGCAUGUAGGCUGUUCCAGUCCGAUGCUAUAAGACAGGUUAUCCACAAGCUAGAGCGUGAGGUUGAGAGCCGACGCCUUCUUGUUCGCAAGGACAAAAUGAUCCAUGCGGACCUUGGAGCUAAACAACGUCUACUGGACAUGCUGCUCUCGUACAAUCCCCUCUGGCUCAGAGUGGGACUUGAGACCAUCUAUGGAGAGGUGGUUCCUCUACAGAGCAACUCUGACGUGUAUGGACUGUCCCGGUUUAUCAUCACACGGCUACUGACGAGCCCGGAUAUCGCCCAGGAAUACUCCCAUCCAACUGUUCCACAUCUGUACAGAGAUGGUUACGGAGAGGCGAGUGCCCAGCACACCUUGAAGAAGUUCCUGAUGCUUGUGUACUUCCUGGACCAAGCCAAACUACAGCGUAUCAUUGACCACAACCCCUGUCUCUUUUGCAAAGAUUCAGAAUACAAGGCCAGCAGGGACUUGCUACUCCAAAUGUCUCGUGACUUUCUGUCUGGUGAGGGUGACAUCAACCGCCAUCUUGGUUACCUUGGUUACAAGGUCAUGUACACACAGACAGCCCUCGAUGAAUUUGAUUUCGCUGUCAAGAAACUGGCGAUUGAUCUCCGAGAUGGGGUCAGACUCACUCGUGUGGUUGAGAUGCUAUGUGGGCGGACGGACCUAAGCGUCCAGCUGAGAAUGCCCGCCAUCAGUCGACUACAGAAGGUCCAUAACAUCAAGCUGGUGUUUAAGGCUCUCACUGACCAAAACAUUGACCCAGGCAAGUCAACCCCAGCAGAUAUUGUCGAGGGCCACCGGGAGAAGACCCUGGCCCUACUAUGGGCUAUUAUCCUGCAUUACCAAGUGGCUGUGCUCAUCAAUGAAGAGCAGCUCAAAGAGGAGGUGCGGCUGUUGGAGCGUAGUCUCGCUGUGAGACAACGACUCUCCAGGCUAGCCGCUCUUAAGCCAGUUGAUGGAUUGAACCAUCGUAACUCGGAUGCCGGGGACCUUCACACCCAAGACGACAGACUCAACCUGCUGCUUAAAUGGUGCAGGGCUGUUUGUGCGCAUUUCAACAUACAGAUUGAGAACUUCACAGUAUCUUUCUCUGACGGUCGCGCCCUGUGCCACAUCAUGCACUACUACCAGCCAGGGUUAUUGCCCCUGGCGGCCAUCCGUAACGAGACCACGGUCACCCAUCUCGCGGACAUGGAGAAGAAAUGUCAGCAGAACCUCGACUGCAGCUUCAACGACAGUGCCAGCUCGGCUACAGUGUUUGGAGAUGUUGAAGAUCCUGUCAUAUUUGAAGGUUUCAUGAACAAUGAAAAAGAGAACUUUAAACUCCUUGCAGAAAAGGUACGAGAACUAGGUGGUGUACCGAUGAUGCUACACUGGGGAGACAUGUGUAACACGAUUCCAGAUGAGAAGGUGGUCGUCACGUACCUGUUACACCUGUGUGCACGCCUGCUAGACAUACGCCAUGAGUCACGUGCUGCAAGGGUGAUACAACAUGCAUGGAGGACGUACAGGCUCAAGAAGAUGGAGGAACUGUAUAAGGAGAAAGGCAAGGCUGUGGUUGUACUGCAAAGGGCAGUUAGGGCAUUUCUUGGGCGUCUUAGAACCCAGCGUCAAGAAAAAGCUGCCGUGUGCAUACAGCGAGUGUGGAGGGGACACAAGGCCAGGUUAGAGACCAAUAGACGGAGACUAGAAAAGGCCUGGAAGAAACAGAUAGUCGCUGUUAGCCUCAUACAGACUGCCGUGAAGAAGUACCUCCAUAGACGGCGUUACCUACAAAUGAAGGCCUCUGUCAAUGAGAUCCAAGCCUACUGUAAAGGUUACCUGUACAGACAGACGCGUGAACGAGCAGCACUCACCAUCCAGAGGGUGUACAGGGGAUUCAGGGCUCGCGUACACAUCAGCAAGAUGGAAGAGGCUGCCACUAGAAUACAGGCCUUUGUUAGGGGUUACAUUGCUCGAAAGAUGGCUAGAGAGUAUUUGUCUGCUGUACGGGUUGUCCAAGCUAGAUUCAGAGCACAACAAGCUAUGGGAAAGCAAAGAUGUCAGUAUAAGAAAGUAAAAGAGUCAUGCAUAACUAUCCAAAGAUUCUGGCGAGAGUUGAAGAUUACAAGGGAGAUGAGAGAUAAGUUUGUGACACAAAGGGCAGCUGCAGUGAAGAUUCAGUCAAAAGUGAGAAUGAUGCUUCAGAGAGCAAAGUACCAGAAGUUACGCUCAGCAGCUGUUACCAUUCAAAGCCACGUCAGAAGUUUUCGGGUGAGGAAAGCAUUUAAGGUGGUUUUGCACCACAGCCAUCAUGCUGCUACAAUAAUCCAGGCAGCGUUCAGGGGCUACCAAGUCAGAAUGCAACUGAGAGUAGAGUCAGCUGCUGCUACAUACAUCCAAGCAUGCUACAGGUGCUAUUACAUGAAUAAGAGGUGGAGAAAACUUAGGGAAGCAGCUGUUGCUUGCCAGAGACUGUACAGAGCUAAGCUGGCAGGGAAAAGGCAGAGAGAAAUUUACCGAAGUCUUAAAUGUGCAGCCAUCACUUUGCAAGCACAAUUCCGAAUGAUUCAGUGCAGAAGGCCAUACUUAGAACAGAAAGAGGCAGCUGUGAGGAUUCAGAGCUUUUACAGAUGUCAGUUAGCUCGACAAGCUUAUCAGAAGCAAAGAGAGUCAGCGUGUGUUAUUCAGACAUAUUUUAGAGCUUACAUGGCAUGCAAGCAACAGGCAUUGGAGUAUCAUAGACUUAGAUGUGCAACCAUCAGAAUACAAAGUGCUGUAAGGUGUUACUUGGUGAGAAAACAGUUCUUGGAAAUGAAAAAUGCUGCGGUUAGUCUACAAGCAGCUUGUAGGGGUUAUCUGUUUAGAAAACACAGGCUAAAGGCUGUAGUUACCAUUCAGAAAUCAUACAGGGGUUACAAAGUGAGAAAAGAUGUUGAUAGAAUGAACAAGGCAGCUGUAAGAAUUCAGACCUGCUUUAGAAGGUUCAUUGCUCUUAGAAAGUUUACAGCUCAGAAAGGUGCAGCUUUAGUCAUUCAGGCAAGGUAUAAGGCCUUCGCUGAAAUGAAGAAACAACAGAACAGCUAUGAGGAAACUAAGAAAGCUUGUAUCUCAAUACAGCGGUACUGGAGACAGUUUGUUCUAGCUAAAAAUGUUAGAAAUCAGUUCAUUAGACAGAGAGAGGCUGCUGUCAAGAUUCAAGCCAAUGUAAGGAGAAUGAUUCAGCGAGGAAAGUACCAGAAAUUGAAGGCAGCAGCUGUGAUAAUUCAGAGCCACAUCAGAAGUUAUCGAGUUCGAAAGGCAUUCAAGGUUGUUCUGUAUCACAGCCAGACAUCGGCCACAACAAUUCAGGCAGCCUUCAGGGGAUAUCUGGUCCGCAGACAAUUGAGAAAAGAACAUGAUGCCGCUACAGCAAUACAGGCUUGUUACAGAAGAUUCUCACAGAGUAAGAAGUAUAAGUCCCUGUGUCAGUCAGCCAUCGUUUGCCAGCGGUUGAUCCGAGCUAAGCAAGCUGGUCAGAAACAGAGGAUACAGUUUUGCCUAUUGAGACAAGCAACGAUAGUUUUACAGGCACAAUACAGAAUGGUUGUUUGUAGAAGACAAUUCACACAGUUCAAGUCAGCAGCUGUUGUUAUACAAUCUAGAGUCAGAGGACAUUUGGCCCAGCAAUCAUACAACAGACUCAGAGAGGCAUCAAUUGUGCUUCAAAAGCACUGGAGGGCACACACAGCUUGCAAGAAACAAUCAGAGCAGUACAAUAAACUAAGAUCCGCAGCUAUUGUUUUACAGAGUUCCUGGAGGGGCCAUAAGGCUAGGAGCGAGUAUGUUCAGCUGAGAGCUUCAGUAGUGAAGAUACAGGCCGGGUGUCGGGGUUUCUUGUUCAGGAGUAGGAGACAGAAUGCUGCAGUUGUGAUUCAGACAGUGUACAGAGGAUUCAGAGUAAGAAAGGAAUUAACCAACAUGUCUGCUGCAGCUACGAGAAUACAAGCCUAUUUCAGGCGAUACAGAGCUGAGAAAGUGUUCGCAGAGUACAAUCAGGCAGCAGUUUGCAUCCAGAGGCUGUAUAGGGCACAAAUUUCAAUGAAAACACAAAAGAGCUGUUUCAACUCUUUAAGAAAGUCAUGCAUUGCUGUACAAAGGUUAUGGAGGGCAAACACAGCUUGCAAGAAACAAUCAGAUCAAUACAACAAACUAAGAUCCGCAGCUAUUGUUUUACAGAGUUCCUGGAGGGGCCAUAAGGCUAGGAGCGAGUAUUUACAGCUGAGAGCUUCAGUAGUGAAGAUACAGGCCGGGUGUCAAGGUUUUUUGUUCAGGAGUAGGAGACAGAAGGCUGCAGUUAAGAUUCAGACCGUAUUUAGAGGAUACAAAGUAAGAAAGGAAUUAACCAAUAUGUCUGCUGCAGCAACAAGAAUACAAGCCUGUUUCAGGCGACAAAGGGCUGUUAAAAUGUUUACACAGUACAAGCAGGCAGCAGUUAGCAUCCAGAGGUGGUAUAGGGCACAAAUUGCCAUGAAUUCACAGAAGAGUCAUUUCAAUGCUUUGAGACAGUCAUGCGUUGCUGUCCAAAGGUUAUGGAGGGCAAACAAGGCAGGCAAAUCCACGAGACAGAGUUACCUAGCGCAGAGAUGUGCUGCGGUUAAGCUACAGGCCAACGUCAGGAUGAUGAUUCAAAGGUCGAAGUACCAGAGACUUAAAACAGCUGCCAUGGUGAUUCAGAGCCACAUUAGGAGUCACCGAGUGAGGAAAGCUUUCAAGGUUGUUUUGUGCCACAGUCACCAUGCCGCUACGACGCUACAGGCAGCCUUCAGGGGUUAUUUGGUCAGAAGACAAUUGAGAAUUGAAUCAGCUGCUGCCACCUACCUACAGGCGUGUUACAGAUGUGCUGCACAAAGGAGAAGAUACUGUCAGCUUCAGAAGUCUGCAGUUGUCUGUCAGCAAAGAUACAGAGCAAAGAGGGAAUGCCAAAAACAGUUUGUUCUGUAUUCUAAUCUGAAGAAAGCAGCUGUAGCUAUUCAAUCUCAAUUCAGAAUGAUUCAGUGUAGGAGAGAGUUUAUGAAGUCCCAAGCAGCAGCUAUCAAAAUACAGUCAUGGUUCAGAGGAACACAAGAUCGAGCACACUUUUUGAAAACCCGAAAAGCAGCAUGUGUCCUGCAAAACUACUGGAGGGCAGAGUUGAAGUGUCGAAGACAAUUCAUGGCCUACCACAGGCUCAGGGAUGCAGUAAUAGCUCUCCAGAGUUUCCACAGAGGUAACAUGGCAAGAAAAGAGGUGUUCCGCAUAAGGGCAGCAGUGAAAAUACAGGCUUUCGUACGUAUGACUCAAGCUCGAGCACAAUAUUCCAAGUACUGCCAUGCUGCUUUGAGAAUACAAGGCUGCGUUAGAGUAUGGCAGGCUAGGAAGGAAUUGAACAGAUUGCAGCAGGAAAGGUCAAAGGUCAGAGAGUCUCACCUUGCCCAGGUUGUCAUGGUUACCAGGGUCAAUAUGGCUGCCAUCAGGAUACAGCGUUGCUAUAGGAACCACUGCAUGAUGAAGAUUGCCAGGGAGAGGAUGCACAGCAUACUUGCCAUUCAGCACUGGAUGCGAGCCAAACUCCAGCGUUUGAAGUACCUGCGCACUCGAAUGUGUGUGCUCCGUCUACAGGGCAGUAUUCGUGUGUGGCUUGCAAUGCGGGAUAGGGCAGCUAGGGUCAUUCAGAGGUCAGCCCGGACAUGGUUGGCUGGGCAACAGGACAGUAAGAAAAUGAAAGCAGCCAUUAAGCUGCAGUCACUAUGGCGUGGCCACUGUGUACGACGUGACUCCACCAGUAAGAAGAUUGCGACUGUCCGGGCUCGGGUCUUGGAGGCAACGGCAACAGCGACCGAGGAAAAGAAGCUCGGAAACAGGACUGCCUCCGCCCUUGACUUCCUUCUUAAAUACAAACAGAUUUCUCAUGUACUGGAUGCGGUUACUCACCUAGAGGUGGCAACACGGCUGUCUUGGGUGUGCUGUGAACGUAUGGUGGAAACUAAUGCCAUCUUCGUGCUCUACCAGCUACUACGGAGUUGUAACCGCAGCAUACCGCACAUGGAAAUCAUCAAAUACACCCUUAAUGUUCUUACCAACUUAGCUAAGUAUGAGAAGACUCGGACGAGCGUGUAUGAAGUGGAAGGUUCAGUGUCCACCCUAUUGGAGCUACUGACGAUAUACCGGGAGAAGGCCCAGGUCUUCAACAGCGCAUGUACUGUCCUGGGGAUCCUUGCUACCGACAACAAGUGUAAACAGAAUAUCCUCUCUGACAAGAAGUCUGUGGAGAAGCUUCGUAGCCUUCACGCCCUGACGGCUCGUAAACACAAACUGGAGCAAAACCAGCGUGUUACGCGGGCUCGCAUGAACGCCACCCUCAACUCCACAUUUGCUAUCAGGUCACCGGUCAAGAAACAGAAGAUCAAACCAGAAUGGUCACUUCAGAAAGACAAACUAAAGGAAAUUGAAAAUCCUCUGAAGGCUAUAAACUUUGUGCUUGGGAAUCUUGGUAUUCCUACCAAAACAUGAUAUGUUUCUCAUUAGAGACGUGCUCUUAAGGCAAUUAAAUGAAGGGUAUUACCGUAUAGUCAGGUCUUAAAUUGACAGGGUGCUGCAGAAAAGGGACAGGGUGCUGCAGAAAAGGGACAGGGUGCUUAGGGUGAAAAUGGCACAUUGAAUCAGGUUAUGAAGAACUUUAUCAUUAUGAAAUUAUCAUUAUUGGCAGAAAAUGUUCAGGAUUACGGUAUGUUAAAUUGAAGUAUAAGUAAUAUUACCAUAGGUUUUAACUGCCGAAUAUGUCAAGUUUGUAUGUAAUCAUAAUAAUAGAAAGACUUCAGCAUUUCAUUCUAUGAAGGCAGAAGGGUACCAUGCUUCUCUGCAUGAGGAAAGGAGGGUGCUUUCAAUAAAGGACAGGGUGCAGCACCCUUCCAUUCCCCUUUAGCCCUAUUAAAUGUGUCCCAAGAAUGUUUUCUCAGCAAAAUUAACUGAAAAUCAGUAACUGUGUACUAGUAAGCUUUUGUAUUCCUAUCAAAACAUAAAUGUGUUCUACUUGUUAAACUGUGUGACUGAAACAAAUCUGUUGUGUAUAAUAUGGACUGCAGUGUUAUUGUUAUGACAGAAUCUACAAUGGCCCUCUUAUCAAUCUUAUUCUAUAUGUGUUCCUUCUGUAUUCCAAUCUACCAUCUUUUAACUGUGUAUGCUAACUAUGCUUGUGUCAGAAAUUAAUAGCAAUUUUUUCUCCUUUAAUAUGUCUCUUGUGUCCUCUACAGUUACCUUUCUGAGGCGAUAUUCAUAAAACUUCUAAAGUCAUUUCUUAACUUAAGCCACUUUCCUUAUUUUAGUAUCUCUUUAGUCAUAUGAAAUAAAAAAUAAAGAAUUUCCAAAAUACAUUAUUUUCAUCGACCUUAUUGAAAAAACAUACUAGCUGAUGUAAAAACACUUAAUAAAGAAUAAAGUCAUUGAAAUUAGACUUUUGGAUUAACAAGCCCGAAUUCUUAUACUAUUGCUUGGCAUCAAAUUUUUGAACAAGUCCUGCUACAUAAAAUUCAGAAUUUGAGCAAGCCCGAAAGACAUUUCACCAGUGAAGGGCUGGCGGGCUUGUGUUAAUUUCGACCACUGACAUAUGGUAUGCAUUUCUUUUAAUUUGACGAUGAAAAUUUGAAGAAAUUGACUUAAGUUAGAAAAUAACUUAAGAUGCUUUGUGAAUACGGCCCCUGUUGUUUACUUGUGUGUUUGAUUCAGUUCUUUGUUGUACCAAAGUUUUUUAUGUUGUUUUUUUAUGUUAUUUUUACAACUUGCUUGAUUUUUAUGCAUUGACUUUAGUUCUAUUUAUAACCUGUAAUAAUCAUGUAUUUUAUUUCAGAUGCUUUUUUUAUAUAACUGACACAACUCUAUCUAGCUUGGUUCAGCUUGGUUCAAUCACAGACCUAUAAACCAUGGAUUGGAAACUGUUUAUAAGUCAGUGGUUCAAUGUGUAUCAUUUUGCCUUCAAAUAAAUUACCAGAAGUGGAAUACACAUGAAUUACAACUAAUUGUGAGCUUUUUAGAAUAGAGCCCGAUAUUGCUUUGAUAUAAUUGAUAAAAAAUAUGUACCCGAUAUAUUUAUAACAGGAUAUAACAGCUUUUGUCAUUGAAACAGAUUCAUAUUUUCAUAAUAUUGUCAUUUUCAUUUAUUCAUUAUAAAAUGCUGUUUAUUGGGAAUAAUAAAACUAUAAGUGCCUA
This is a messenger RNA of Mya arenaria, 12075 nucleotides long. RefSeq names its product abnormal spindle-like microcephaly-associated protein homolog. The coding region runs from base 112 to 10383 and encodes 3423 amino acids. The transcript is spliced from 25 exons. Gene Ontology annotation, biological process: mitotic cell cycle; spindle organization; establishment of meiotic spindle localization. Gene Ontology annotation, cellular component: spindle pole. NCBI's taxonomy places the organism in Eukaryota, Metazoa, Mollusca, Bivalvia, Myida, Myidae. Gene Ontology annotation, molecular function: protein binding. The record is from RefSeq and is a predicted model, not a curated record.